This is a messenger RNA of Cantharellus anzutake, 3056 nucleotides long. RefSeq lists its product as uncharacterized. The record is from RefSeq and is a predicted model, not a curated record. Lineage: Eukaryota; Fungi; Basidiomycota; Agaricomycetes; Cantharellales; Hydnaceae. The coding region runs from base 215 to 3025 and encodes 936 amino acids. The transcript is spliced from 7 exons.
UGGUAAUUUCCCGCACCGCUACACCACAAAAAUGGGGAGCGUUUGGGUAACACCGAAGAGUACAUGAGGGGAUCAUUAAUACAAGGUGGGUUACUGGUCUGUGGCGCCGUUAGCGUUUGUGACGGAGGUGGCUUGGUGGCUAUGCUGAGGCCAGCUGGUUUGGUUCCACGUGAGAACUGAGUCCUGGCUCAUAUCUUAUCUUCCCUCCCCAAUCAUGUCCAACCCUCAGCAGGUGCUUGGAGAUCCAUCUGCACCCCAAAGUACUCUCACGGAAGGAAUGACUAUUCAAGUAGGGUGUGCAGCUCUUGCGCGCAUGUUUCAUUCUGAAGAUGACAACGAUCACAUUACGCGAAUGUUACCGGUUGUCUGGUCCAUCGUCAACGGCGCUCUCGGUAGUUCCAAGGGUCAGGACAUAGAUAAACGUCUUAGAGACAAUUCCGAAUUCGGUGCUUACAUCAUGAGUGACGAAAGGAAGGGUGAGCGAGAACUUGUCGAUUUGCUGAGAAGCAUGGCGAACAACGAGGUACCCUGGCGCGAUUUAUUUAAAAAUGAAGCGUUUCUAAUGUCUGAGCUAGAGACUAACCUUGUGAAGAACAAAGCUCUCGCUACCACACUCGCAUGGAAUAGUAUAUUCGAAGGCGACCUAGCAAAUGUGCUUUUUAUGACCAUCGCAGAUUACCUGGACAAGGACAAAGAUUCCUACAUAAGGGUCACCAACAUCAUAAAUUCAGCCGGAACUGGCAAGUCCCGGGUGGUGGAUCAACUUGGCACGGAAAUUAUCGUGGUACCAAUGUGUUUACGUCAGGGAAGCGAAGGGUUCCCUCCUCCUGAUAGAAUACUGCGUGAUUGGUUUGUUUCUGUGAAGAGGGAUAGGGCUAGUGUACAGAAGAAACUAUCUGGAUUCGCAUAUUCUCUCUUUGUAGUCACUCUCCAGAAAUUGGUGACCAUCGAGUCAGAGAACAAAGACAUACGGAAGUUACCUCCUCUUACUGCAUCCGCUACAAAAUCGCGAAAAAUUCCGAAAGAAUAUGUGCCAUUGGUGGUAGAUCGCCACAAGAGAUUGGCAUCUGCCUUCCGUAAGUAUAUGACUACAGGACAAACAUACUUCACUUCGAAUCCCGAUCGAGAAACUUUUUACAAAGAAGUAAUCGAGUUGGUUGAGAAGUUUGCGAAAGACAACAAACAAGUUAGCAACAAAAAUGGAGCUGAGCAUCGCCGGCACAUUUCCGAAGGCAAGGACCCACGAGAGGCAGGCGAGAGGCUCUGUCGCUUCAUCGAUGAGUACAAGGCUUUGGAGUCAGCCAAAGGCCCACAACGGCCACUGGUCGUUCUCGCUUUCGAUGAGGCUCAUGUCUUCACUGAUAAUCUGCCAAAUCAAAAAGGCUGGAAUCUGUUCUCGGAGCUGCGUCGAAUUCUACAACAAAUCCGUGGCCUCCCAAUAUUUUCACUGUUUCUUUCGACAGCAGGACGGUCCAAUAAGUUCUCCCCAGAGAUUCGUUCUGAUCUAUCAGCUCGGGCCAGGCGACUCGACUACCGUCCCCUGGAUCCGAUUUGCGAAAUCAGCUUUGAUGAUAUUGCGUACCCAACAUUGAAGGGUACUGUCACAAUAGACAGAGUGGUAGAAACUGAUUGGAUUUCCCAUCUUGGUCGCCCAUUAUUCGGGUCUUAUUGGGACGAGCUGCCAAUGCAAUACAAAAAUGAGCAAAUGAUUAUGGACUAUGCAAAGCAAAAGCUGCUGUGCGGUCCGACUCAGCUGACAGACGACCCGGCUGGUACUCUGGCCUGCCUUUCCCAACGUUUCGCGCUGGAGUUCAAUAUGGGCGUUUCAGCUCGUGAUGUAAGCUACGUACAGGUUGAACGGCAUAUGCGACUCUGCAUCGCAGCGACUGCUGGACUCGAAAACAUGAUUACCAUUCCUGGGUCCGAACCACUUCUAGCCGAGGCUGCCUAUCAGUUGAUGAAAGAUACAAAGAAGAAUGCGGUGCGCCAUCUGGCCAAUCAUUCGGAUUUGAACUGUAUCGACCGUGGACGGCGUGGUGAACUGGUCGCGGCCCUGUUGAUCAUGCAAACAUACGAUGCAGCACGGGCGAUUAGUGGUAGAAGAUGGGUGUCUGUGGCCAACUUCAUGGAGGCCUUACUUCCGACGUCGAAUUAUGAGAUGCUUCUUCUGUCUGGGCCGACGUCUUGGCCCAUCGGAGAAGGGACCCUGAAACGCGACACAUUUAAGGCGAUAUUCAAGGACUAUGGCAUGUGGUUUAACCACGUCAUCAAAAUUGAGAGAAAGGAAAUGUUCUCGAUCGACCAUCUUUGGAAAUUUGUUACGCGUGGGGCGAUGAUAUUGUGUGCGACUAAUCAAGGAGGCAUUGACAUUAUUUUGCCUGUUUGUCACACGACAAAGAAUCUUGGUCCUCAUUCUGUGACAGCCGUAGUCAUUCAGGUGAAGAAUGCGCAGGAUCAUAAGGCAACACUCAACCCAUCGUUGUUCAAUGCGAUGGAUUCGGUCGUCAAAACGGCUAUAUUCUCCAUGCUCAAUGUCGACCCCGUCCCCGACUCCGAGUCAACCAUGGAGAAGCCGAAGACUGCAGAGCGGGGGGAGCCCAAGAAAAAGAAAAGGAAGGUGUCCUCUAAGAGACCAAAGAAGGUGAUUCUGGUGCCCGAAAAGGUGCAUUCGAAGCCGGUUAUCCGAGUAGUAUUCGCCUUGGCUUCUCCAGAGCCUGCCAUAAUCUUCAGGGAGAGGCCCGAGGUGAUGCAUCAUGUGGACGGAUUUACUACCUUCGAUAUCUGGCUUGCGGGCCUCUCGCCCAAAACGUUCAAGCAGAUUGAAGAAGCAGAUCUGCAAUCAUACAAAAGACUUCUGGAACGUUCACUUAUGCCUCAUGAUGGAUUCAAAUUGAAGGAUGAGCCAACUGUAGGCAAGAAAGCAAGAGGGGCUUGCAGGCGGAGGAUGGCACCAUUGACCCUCCCAGGGCGUAGCCAUCAUGGUAUUCACCUCCCAGGAGCAGGCAGUGAAUUGAUGUUUUGCUAGUAACCACUAUAAGUAUAUACAGCAUCUUGGU